AUGACGCGUUCCUCUUCAAGAGCUUCUAAACAGCUGCUCUUGUUUAACAAGCCAAUUCUUCCCACCGUUAAGGAACCCAUAUCCACCAAAGAACUACUCAUACGACUUCAAGCUUUAAGUGACGAGUUUUCAACUCUAGACCAAGAGAAUAUCGAUGUGGACUCCCUCAAGCAGUUCCAGUCCGAUUUAAUUAACAAGAAAUUGCUUUGCCAUGCAAACGCUGGAGUCCAGGCUUAUGUCUGUUGUGCUCUAGCAGAUGUUCUCAGAAUUACAGCACCAAACGCUCCGUUUACGGCUUCUCAGCUUUCGGAAUUGUUUAGGGGAUUUUUCCGUCAGUUCAAACGUCUUGCUGAUUCUGAAAAUGCAUACUUUCACCAACAAUGUUACAUCUUGAAACGUUUGGCUGAAGUCAGAUCCAUCAUUCUCAUCACAGACUUGCCCGAUUCCGAGCAAUUGGUAGAAUUGGCCUUCGACACGUUUUACAGUUUGGCCACAAAGGAUUUCCCUACUAAAAUCGAGCCGUUGGCAGGUGACAUUCUCGCCGAAAUCGUGUCUGAAGCUGAAGUCAUCUCUCAGAAAGUGUUGAAAUUGAUAUUGAACAAGUUCCUUACUGCCAAUGACUCGACCAGUAUCUCAGCUAUAACGACGAACACUGCCUACAACUUCUCGAUCCAAAUAUGCGAGUUGAAUUUGGACAGAAUGUCGAGACUUGUAGCUCAAUACUUCUCAGAAUUGUUGUACGAUAGUAGUAAUACACAAACGGCAGAUUUAGGAAAAGAGACAGAGAAGUACUCCAAUGCUCACAGCAACCUCCAUAAGAUCCACAAUCUUUCUGUUCAGAUAUGGAAAAGUAUACCUGAACUUUUGUCUUCUGUUAUGGGACUUAUCGACGACGAAUUGAAUGCAGAUGAUGAAAAGAUCAGAAUUUUGGCUACUGAAACUAUAGGGCAAAUGAUCGGCUCCACUUCUCUAAGUUCGUCUGUUUCUGUGACGAAGGUCAACUUUUUCAUUUUCCAUAGGGAAACAUGGGCCAAUUGGCUUAAAAAGACAACAGACGUAUCGCCUGCUGUCAGAGCCAAGUGGGUAGAACAAGUUCCAGGAAUCAUUGGCUCCUCCAGCUCAUCUACUACAGAAGUGAAUAACGCACUAUGUGGUUGUCUUCACAAAUGCUUGUUAGAUACGGAUGAAAGAGUCAGAGCAGCUGCUUGUAAGAGUAUAGAAUCCGUUCUGUUCGAGAAUUUCACGAAUAGACUUUGUAACAAAAGCAUCUUGCAAACAUUGUCACAUUUGACUAGAGAGAAAAACCCCAAAAUCAGGAAUAGUGCAAUAAGCAUUUUCAGCUCAUUGUACGAUAAUUACGAGCAAACAGUAGUCAAGAACCAAGUAGCUACUGUCUUACAGAGGUUCAUAUCACAAGACAUCCCUAAUCAGCUUUUGUCUCUAAUGUAUAUUAAUGAUCCUGGUAUCAACCAUGUUGUGGAUAUCAGUAUUUAUGACAAGCUAUUACCAAUUUCAGAAAGCAACACUGUGAAGAGAGUAGCAAGAAUUGCAAAGUUCUUUGGCAACUUGGACUCCAAAGGUAAGCAGUCGUUUAUUGCUGUGAACAAAAGACAACAACAAGUCUCCAAAGUAUUGCAAUCAUUUGUGGAAACGGCCGAAGCCUACAGCAAAUUAGGUUCAAAUUUGGAAGAUAAGGAAAAUGCCAGUAUCUCCAAUAAACUUCAAAAGAUAAUAGAAUGGAUUUGUGUUUCGUUUCCUGAUGGUUUGAAUACUUUUGCAUGUCUUGAAAGAUUCUAUAAAAUUAAAAAGACAAGAUUCUUCUACUUGAUGAAAUUGUGUAUUUCGCCAGAAUCUGAUUAUAAUACAGUGAGAAAUUCAUUCAAGGAAUUGUUGUUGAAAUUGAGUGACAACAAAAACAUUCGUUUGGAAGGUGAAAGAAAUAAUAUUUCUACUAAUGAUAUGGUUAGCAACUUCAAGUUGUUGAUGUUGAGGUCAUCGCUUUUGAUCUUCAACAAAUCCAAUAUCCCUGAAUUGAUAAACUAUUCGAGAGAUCCUAAACAUGAAUUGAAUUCUUCGUCCAACGAGAUUUUAGAACAGAUAUCGAACACCGUUCCAGAAGUAUUUAAGUACCACAUUGAUGCCUUGACUGAGUUAAUAACCGAAAACAAAGAAUCAAGCACACCUAGAUCACACAAUCUUAGAACUAUAUAUCAAUUCAUCAAGAAGUUCCCUACUAUGUAUCCAAAGGAUAUUGCAUUCACUGAAGCCUUGAAGAAGAUUUCUACAACCGGAACUCCCCGUGAAGCCAGAUAUUCAACUAAGAUCCUCGGUUUGAGCUCCAAGAAGGAAUUGUACGCAUCUGCUAUCGUAAGUCUGAUUUAUCCUUUAGACACCAGUCACGCAAACUUUGCAACUCAUCUUUCUGCAAUAUCUGAAUUAUUCACAAUAUGCCCAUUCUCCAUCCAGGAGGAGGCAAGUGAGAUUACUUCACUUUUAAUUAAGAAAAUCUUUUUGAAUAAUAGAGAAAUCAACGAAGAAGCCAUAAAAACGGAAGGUGAAUGGAUAGACGAUGAGACCUUGGACUUGAAGUAUAAGUCGCAUGCUACUUUAUACGAGAAGUUGCUUGGGUUAAGAUUAUUGGUGAACAGACUAAAAGGCUUAAUUCAAGAAGAGGCAAAAGAAGAUAUCAGCAGUAAUGCACAACCAGUACUCAAGUUAUUAAUGUCAUUUAUUGGAAAUUCAGGUGAAAUUAUCAACAAGAAUUCUCCAACUUGGCCAACUCCAGAAUUGUACAAGCUGAAACUCCGUCUUGUGGCAGGUCUCAAUUUACUCAAACUUGCAAAAUAUCCACUUUACAGUGAAUUGAUAUUGUCAACCACCUUAAGAAAGCUUAGUUUCUUAUUAACAGACUCCAGUUAUGACGUGAGGUCACAAUUUUUGAAUAGUUUGCAAAGAAAGUUGGCCGAUGAACUUAUUUCUGAAAGAUUUUUGGCUCUUAUAUUCUUCUCAGCUAUGGAACCUUCCAACGAGUUGAAGAAUAACAGUAUUAUGUGGAUUAAGUCUCUUUACAGAAGACAGGAAUCUAAAGAUAGUAUUAAGUUUGAAAAGACAUUAGUUCGUAUAGUACAAAUUCUUGCUCAUCAUGAACAAUUUCUUUCCUUCUUACAUCUGGAAGUGGGCACGGAAGAUGAAAAACAAAUCAAGGCGUACACUUUUGCUAUGAAGUUUCUCACCUUCUAUAUUACUAUGAUUGCAAAAUCAGAAAACAUCUCGCUUCUUUACUAUUUCGCUAGCAGAAUCAAACAACAUCGAGACGCUACAAUCGACUCGGAACUCUACGAGGAAGAUGAAAUGGUAGAAACUGUUCUCAAUUUAUACCGAGUUGCAGAAUUAGCACAAUUAAUAAUCAAGGAAUACUCAGAUCAGAAGAACUGGCCAAUGCAGACAUGGCAGGGAAAGCUUAAAUUGCCAGCUGACAUCUACGCUCCCAUGACAAGUGUCACCGAAGUGCAAAGAGUUAUCACCAAAGUGUUUAUUCCAGAUAAAAUUCAGUUGGACCUCAAGGGUCCAAUUAGAAAAAGAUUAGGAAGUCCACUGUUGUUUCAGGAGGUAUCGCUACAAAGAAGGUUAAAGCAAUAUCUGCCCACAAGCCAAAGAAGAACGGCAGCACCUUCUAGAAAGAGUUCUCGUUCAACGAAGAAGGUGAGUUACGCAGAAGAGAUAUCUGGCUCUGAUCUGAGUUACGAUGAGGAAGACUUCUAG
Molecule: messenger RNA, 3762 nt
Organism: Scheffersomyces stipitis CBS 6054
Lineage: Eukaryota; Fungi; Ascomycota; Pichiomycetes; Serinales; Debaryomycetaceae
Gene: PDS5
Product: Pds5p
Exons: 6
Coding region: 1-3762 (1253 amino acids)
Biological process (GO): mitotic sister chromatid cohesion; DNA repair
Cellular component (GO): chromatin; nucleus
Source: RefSeq, a predicted model, not a curated record